AGUGGAUGGAUGGAGAUAGAAAAUAUUAUUAAAAUCGAUACCAGGUUUGUGAAGCAUAAAAAGACGUGCCGAAUUAGAACAUCCUAUGGCUAAGACGAUAGUGGACUGAAUGUCACCAAUGUGGCCUUGAAAUAAUAUUUUAAAAGGGGGAACGGUGACAUGGUUUAUGAAUUGGUAUAUUUUUUAUAGAAGUUAAGUUAUUCAUCUGUAACGAUACACAUGGUAACAUGAAAUUAAUGAUUAAUGUGUAUGUCUAUAAUAAACCAGGAUACGAGCCAAUGCAUUUGUAUUUGUAUUAACACGGAUAUGCUCCCAGGUAACAUUUUUCCUAAAUAAGUAUAAUAUGAUGUUCAAAUGAUAUUUGGUGUGGAAGUAUAUAUGUCUGAUCUUUUAACUAUAUAGGUUCAUAAAUGACAGUCAACAAGCAGGGACUCGUCGCUUAUUGUGCUUCUGGUAUAGCAUUUCGGAUGGUUAGCACAGCCUACAGUUUCUAUUAUGUCAAAGUGUUUAUGAAUCUGUAUCACAUCGAGGCAUAUUGGUUUCAAAUGGCACAACUAGUAUAUCUAAUAUGGAAUGUCUUAAACGAUCCUUUAUUUGCUUAUAUUCAAGACAGCACAAGAUUGAGAAUUACAAAAACAAGACGAGAAAGUAUUUUGUAUUGUGGACCUCUAUUAGUAACAUCAUUUAUUAUACCUUGGUUUCAAUGGGGAGACAAUUCAUGGGUUGUAGGACUACAUCUAAUUGUAAGUCUCGUUGCUUGGGACACAGUAUGUUCAUUUAUGGCACUUACAAUGUCUGCAUUGUUUGUAGAACUUUCUGACAAAACAGAGGACAGAAUAGUACUGACGAAAUAUUAUCAUACUGCUUGUAUACUAGGCACGCCAACGGUUUUAUUACUAGAGUUUACAUCGGAUAGUCUUAGUAACUUCAAAACUUUUCAAACAACUACAGUACUGAUAGCAGUGUGUUCUGGUUUAUUAUUUCUUUAUGCAGGAAUAAAUAUUUUUAGUCCCUAUGAUCUGAAAACAAUUACAAGGACUAAUUCAGACACAGAUCAAAGUAAUCAAAUAAAUAACAAUAUUUCAGUAGAAAAUGAAUCUUAUUGCAAACAAGUUUGCCAGUAUUUAUCAGAUAUUAACUUUAUUGCUUUUGCUGUCACCUUCUUCUUUCACGUUUUUCAUAAAUUUUUUGUAAUUAAUUUCCUCGGCAUAGUUUGUGAUCACUUAAUUCCAGAUGAUAUAUUCCCGAAAGAUGCCAGAAAGAUUUUUUAUGGUGGAAUCCCUUUUAUAUCUGCAAUAUGUGUGAUAUGUGGAGCUUCGUUUGCGACGAGAUACUCUUACUAUUCAGUGGUCAAAUCAGUGUAUGGAUGCAUGGUACUAGCAGGAAUAAUUAUGCUGUAUAUUGGAAAAGGACAUACUUGGUGUCUAAUCAUAUUCCUGAUGCUGGAUAGUUGUGCAAUAAGUGUUGUUUACGCUUUCUUUGGUAUGGCACAAGCAGAUCUAGCCGAUAUUAACAAAACUAAAUAUAAGCGAGUAAGACCUUUAUCUUCCAUGGUAUUUGGAACCAGUUCAUUGAUAGCAAGGCCAGCGAUCUCCUUGUCUCCAAUGUUUGUAGCAGCUAUUUUAGAUACAUAUGGAUAUAGUCAGCUGAAAGGGACAGAAUCUUCACUUGAACUUAAACAUGCGAUGUUUAUGUUAGUGUGCUGUUAUCCAAUUAUAAUAGGAUCGAUACAAUUUGUAUCAUGGUCCUUUUUUAAAAUCCCAUGUAAAUCAGAAAAUACUAUUCUAAUUGAGACUUAGAUUACCUGUGUUCGUAUGCCUUUAGCUGUAAGAAGUGUCAAUCCUUAUGUACUAUUUUGAGGUUUCUUUCAUGCCAUGCUCAUUUUACCAACAGUACUAAGCAUAAUAUAAACGAGGUGUAAAAUGCUGCCAAAUAUAAUACCUACUCAAGUUAAAAUGAGCAUAGAACAUGGUAUGAUAGAAUUAUUUCGAUUCUAAUAUGAAAAUUUAUAAAUUUUAUACUUCGAAGCACGUUCGAAAGGCAGCCAUUUUGAUUUGAUCAAGCCAAAACGUUGUAAAAAAAAACUAACCGUUUCAAGAUUAAAAAAGAACAAGAACAAUUAA
Mytilus californianus (California mussel) is the source of this 2123-nucleotide messenger RNA. Its product is annotated as transmembrane protein 180-like. Lineage: Eukaryota; Metazoa; Mollusca; Bivalvia; Mytilida; Mytilidae. The record is from RefSeq and is a predicted model, not a curated record. The transcript is spliced from 5 exons. The coding region runs from base 411 to 1799 and encodes 462 amino acids.